AUGUUUGACUGGGACACCGACUCGGUCAUGUCCGAAUGGGACAAAAAGUAUGUCUCUACGAAUGUCAAGGCUGGAUCACGAAAAUACGACAGAGACUUUCUGCUGGGUCUCAACUCCAAGCUAGCUACUUUGCAUCCUGAGUUGCAAAGCUACGGCCACGCAAUCAUCGCAACCGCAUGCUGCGCCGUCGGCCGUGCAGAUAUUGUCGGAAGGUUUUUUGACGAUGUCACGUUCGAAGCCACCCCAGAAGACUCGGAAAAGGCCUUUCUGUGUCUGAGAGAAGCCAUCACUAUCGUCUUCCCAUAUUUGGGAAUGCCAACUUGCAUUCCUGCAUGCUAUGGAAUGAUUGGCGUCGUACAGCGAAAAGGCCCAGCGUAUGCCUCGACCAGAGUAUUGCGGAAGACGACGAUUGAUGAUGACGACGUCCAGAAAGGCCGGGACCUACGUUCUCGGAUUUACAGUGGAGUCGGAAAUUCCGACAUUUUCAACUUGAUGGAUAAAUAUUUUACGGAUUUGUUUACAUGCUCAACUGUUGUCACAUGGGGCUAUCUGAUCUCGAAAGCGAACGAGGAAGUCUUCCAGCCGCAGGAAUCCCAUCUCAUUAUUGCCGCCUCGAUAGCAGCAUUAGGCGCGACAAGGCAGACAAAGAGCCAUAUCAAAGCUACACUGGGCAUCGGGAACUCAGUUGCGUCCGUGAAAACCGUGCUGGAAGUUGUCACGAGGAUCGCUGAGUGGGCGGACCGCCCGAUUGCAGCUUUCGAUGUUGAUGGUCUUUCUCGGGAGAUCCAGGAUGCUUUGAAGAAAUAA
Messenger RNA from Ilyonectria robusta, 807 nucleotides. RefSeq lists its product as uncharacterized. Lineage: Eukaryota; Fungi; Ascomycota; Sordariomycetes; Hypocreales; Nectriaceae. The transcript has 3 exons. The record is from RefSeq and is a predicted model, not a curated record. The coding region runs from base 1 to 807 and encodes 268 amino acids.